Molecule: messenger RNA, 1485 nt
Organism: Nakaseomyces glabratus
Lineage: Eukaryota; Fungi; Ascomycota; Saccharomycetes; Saccharomycetales; Saccharomycetaceae
Gene: NOG2
Product: putative GTPase NOG2
Cellular component (GO): nucleolus
Molecular function (GO): GTP binding
Source: RefSeq, a predicted model, not a curated record
AUGGGUACUGGUAAGAAGGAGAAGCAGAGACGUAUCCGUGAGGGUACCACCAAGGAUGGUAACAUCAGAGUGAAAGGUGAGAAUUUCUACAGGGACUCCAAGCGUGUUCAGUUUCUGAACAUGUACAAGAGUGGUAAGGCUAUCAAGAACAAGCAUGGUGAUGUGAUCCGUGCUGCGGAUUAUCAGGACACCACUAUUCCUGAUGCCAGGGUUCAGCCUGACAGGCGUUGGUUUGGUAACACUCGUGUGAUCUCCCAGGAUGCUCUGCAACAUUUCAGAGACGCUCUGGGUGAGACACAGAAGGAUACUUACCAAGUGCUUCUGAGGAGGAACAAGCUGCCUAUGUCCCUGUUGGAUGAGAAGGACUCCACGGAGUCCCCAAGAGCACGUAUCCUGGAAACUGAGAGCUUCGAUCAGACAUUUGGUCCAAAGGCUCAGAGAAAGAAGCCUCGUGUUGCUGCCUCCAGUUUGGAAGAACUAGUGCAAGCUACCGAGGAAGAAAACAAGACCUAUGAAGAGAAGGAGGAGCUCAAGGCCACUUUAGGUCUGAUGGGUAAGCAAGAAGAUGAAGAAAAUGGUUGGACUCAGGUCACUAAGGAAGCCAUUUUCAGCAAAGGUCAAUCCAAGCGUAUAUGGAAUGAACUUUAUAAAGUCAUCGAUUCCUCUGAUGUGGUGAUACAUGUCUUGGAUGCCAGAGACCCUCUCGGAACACGUUGUAAGUCUGUUGAAGAAUACAUGAAAAAAGAAACUCCUCACAAGCAUCUUAUUUACGUUUUGAACAAGUGUGAUUUAGUACCUACUUGGGUUGCUGCUGCAUGGGUUAAGCAUCUAUCCAAGGACCGUCCAACUUUGGCGUUCCACGCUUCUAUUACAAAUUCUUUUGGUAAGGGUUCGUUGAUUCAAUUACUGCGUCAAUUCUCCCAAUUGCAUACCGACAGAAAGCAAAUUUCUGUUGGUUUCAUCGGUUACCCAAACACCGGUAAGUCAUCCAUUAUUAACACGUUGAGAAAGAAGAAAGUCUGUCAAGUGGCACCUAUUCCUGGUGAAACUAAGGUGUGGCAAUACAUUACUUUGAUGAAGAGAAUAUUUUUGAUCGACUGUCCUGGUAUCGUUCCCCCAUCCACCAAAGAUAGCGAAGAGGAUAUUCUAUUCCGUGGUGUUGUCAGAGUCGAGCAUGUGUCUCACCCUGAGCAAUAUAUACCUGGUGUCCUGAAGCGUUGUCAGACCAAGCAUCUGGAGAGAACCUACGAGAUCUCUGGAUGGAAGGAUGCCACCGACUUCAUAGAGAUGCUUGCGAGAAAGCAAGGUAGAUUGCUGAAAGGUGGUGAGCCAGACGAAUCCGGUGUCUCCAAGCAAAUCCUGAACGAUUUCAACAGAGGUAAGAUUCCAUGGUUUGUUAUACCGCCAGAAAAGGAAGAGGACAAAAAAAGAAAGCUAGAUGAAGAAGAAGUGAAAAGUGCCAAGAUGCAAAAGGUCAAGGACUGA